This is a messenger RNA of Aphis gossypii (cotton aphid), 1299 nucleotides long. RefSeq lists its product as uncharacterized. The record is from RefSeq and is a predicted model, not a curated record. The transcript is spliced from 7 exons. The coding region runs from base 86 to 1243 and encodes 385 amino acids. Lineage: Eukaryota; Metazoa; Arthropoda; Insecta; Hemiptera; Aphididae.
UUGAUAUAAUUAACAUAAUAUUAGGCAUACAUAAUAUUAUAUUAUUAUGUAAUAACAUUUUUUUUUUGUAAGAAAAAGUAUUAAAAUGAGUCAAAUGAGUUUACAUCAUGAAGUUUUUACAAAAAAGGGUUUACAACCGUUAUCAAGAUUCAGAGCUGCUGUUUUUAUGGUGAUUGCUAAUUUGCCUUGGUUAAAAGACGAUGAUUAUCAAUCCGCUCCAGUUGAUUUAUUUGGCUCAAUACACAUGAAAAACCUUAUUUCAGCAUGUAAAUUAUCUGAAAUAUCUGUUUUUCAAAAAUUAAUUUUAUUCAAACCACCAGAUGAUAGAACAAUGUUUGAAUUAGAAACAAUUGAAUGGAUGUUUGCAAUAGGAUUUAAAUUUUUCCAUCUUUGUCCAGUUGAAAUUAAAAUGGCUCUAAUCAGAAGAGCAUCGUAUAAAUGUUAUGGCCCUGAUAGAUGGAUACUGAAACAGGGACAUUUAUCAAAAAAUAUGUAUUUAAUUGUCAGAGGAAGUGUAAGAAUUACUGAAGAUGUUCCAAAUCCUGUUACUAAAGUUAUGGAAAGGAUCGAGCGUUGCAUAUUAAAGGAAAAAAAGUCUUUUGGCGAGAAUGCCGUUAUGUUUAACACAAGUAGAAUUAAUUCUGUACAAUCAAUAAGUACAGUGGAAUUGAUUUGCAUAUCAAAAAAUGAUUUCACGGAUAUUAUCAAAAAUAACUUGCAACUUAAAUGGAAUGCAAAUGCAAUAGCGAUAAAAAAAUUUUCAUAUUUCAAACACCUCAGUUUAUUGGAGUUAAAUAGGUGCAGCACUGUUUCAUUUAUUAAAAUAUUCAAAGGCAAUGAAUAUGUUCUCGGAAAAGGGCUAGGCGAUGUUGAUUAUGCUCACUUUGUAUUAGAUGGAGAAAUAUCUUUAAUAUAUCGUUUGGAAAUUAGACGGGUUGUCAAUCGUUAUGGGAUUUCAAAGUUUAUUUUAAAUAAGAAUUCACAAAAAUUGAGUGAAAAAAAAUACAAAAAUGUAUACGUUGAUACUUGUACACUUUCGUCGGAUUCAUGUUUUAAUAUUGGUGAAGAUAUGGAAGACAAAGAAUUUAUAACCACCGAUACAAACGAAACAAGAUGUUUGUGUGUUCCUCAUUGGUUCAUGGCUGAAACAGAACAGCUUAGAUGUUGGGAAUUGGUAAAGUUGGAUCUCAAUCACAUUAUUCCAUCUAAGGAAAAGAUAUUUUCAAAACUAUAUGGAUCUUAGAAAACAGCAUUAUACAAAUGAACGAUGGCCAUUAAAUAUAAAUAUUUAUAGCACUA